This is a messenger RNA of Arachis stenosperma, 1839 nucleotides long. RefSeq lists its product as uncharacterized. Lineage: Eukaryota; Viridiplantae; Streptophyta; Magnoliopsida; Fabales; Fabaceae. The coding region runs from base 1 to 1839 and encodes 612 amino acids. The record is from RefSeq and is a predicted model, not a curated record. The transcript has 3 exons.
AUGCAACUUUUUAAGAGAAAAAUUGAUGUUGGAGUUCAAACAAGUCAACCCUCUAAUCUUGUUUCACAAGAAGUUCAAGUAAGUGAACUUUCUAAUCUUACUCAAAAUACACAUCAACAUAAAGCCAAAGUUCCAAGAUUAGAAAGAGAUGUUGAUAUCUCUUUACUAGAAAAGGAUCCAGGAAAGCAACGUCCAAUUUGGCAGUAUAAUGUCAAUGAACGUGAUAGGAUUCGUAGAGCAUACAUAAUAGCUGGGCCAUACCAACCAACAAAUAUUAGCUAUCCAACUUCUGGUAAUAACAAUCACCGUCGAUAUUUUCAAUCUUCUUGGUUUAAGAAAUUUUCAAGUUGGUUAGAAUAUUCACCAGAAAAAGAUGCUGCUUAUUGUUUGCCUUGCUACUUGUUUGGUAAACAUUAUGGUGCUCGCAAUGAUGGAAAAAAUAUAUUUUCAGAGUUAGGAUUUAGUAAUUGGAAGAAAGUAAACAACGGAGUGAAUUGUGCAUUUGUAUGUCACGAGGGUUCUAUUCCUAAUUCUCCCCAUAAUUUAUGUGUGAAAUCUUGUGAUGAUUUAAUGGCUCAAUCUAAGCAUAUAGACAAAGUUCUUGAUAAGCAUAAUGAUGAAACUAUUGCAAAUAACCGCUUAAGGUUGAAGAUAUCUAUUGAUGCUAUUCGAUGGCUUGCAUUUCAAGCAUGUGCAUUUAGAGGCGAUGAUGAAAGUCCUGGAUCUUUGAGUAGGGAAAAUUUUAUUGAGUUAAUUAAGCUUUCAGAUUCCUGUAAUCAGAAUGUUAAUAAUGUUGUCCUUGAAAAUGCUCCUGGAAAUGCUCAAUAUAUAUCUCCCAGUGUUCAAAAAGAUAUGUUGCAUAUCCUUUCUAGAAAAGUGCGUACAACAAUUCGAGAAGAAAUUGACAAGCACGGUUGUGUUCAAGAAAGAUGUUUUGAUCUUAUAUAUGUUUCUAAUACGUGUUCUUUGACAUUGAAAACAAAAAUUUCUUCAGUUCUUUCUCGUCAUAAUCUUGAUGUUCAAAAUCUUAGGGGACAAGGGUAUGAUGGAGCUAGUAAUAUACGUGGUGAAUGGAAUGGAUUGCAAGCUCUAUUUUUGAAAGAUUGCCCUUUUGCUUACUACAUUCAUUGUCUUUCUCAUCGAUUACAAUUAGCACUUGUUUCUGCAGCCAAAGAAAUUUGCUAUGUUCAUCAAUUCUUUUCAAAACUUACACUAGUUGUGAAUGUUGUGACUGUUUCUCCUAAACGUCAUGAUCAGUUAAGGGUUGCUCAAGCAAAUAAUGUUGCAAACUUAAUUGCCAAUGAUAAAUUUGUGAUAGGUAGUGGACUUAAUCAAAUUGGUACUUUGCAAAGAGCUGGAGAUACUAGAUGGGGGUCUCAUUUGACUUCUGUACAUAGCUUGCUAUGCAUGUUUGAUGCUAUUUGUGAAGUUUUUGAAAAAAGCACCGAAGAAGAUAAUUUCUCCACUCGUGGUGAUGCUAGUGCUACUUAUGAUGCUAUCACAUCCUUUGAAUUUGUCUUUGUUUUGCAUUUGAUGAGAAAUAUUUUGGAAGGUUACCAGGGUUUGCCAGAGAACACAGAACACAGACAGAGAACACAGAGGAGCAUGGAGACAGCGGUCCAAAAUGGGAAGAAAGACUUACCAGGGUUUGCGAGAGACAGAGACCGCUGCGUUGAGGGAGGGCCAACGAGGGUUGCGUUGAUGGUGACACAGAGACAGAGGGCCAACUCGAGGGUUUGCGUUGAAUGGCGAUGGUUGAGAAACAUCAAUAGGGUUCGACGGUCGGGUGCGAGGGUUACACGAACGGCAUGGGUGCGACGGUCAUUCGCUUACAGAUGA